Molecule: messenger RNA, 1973 nt
Organism: Branchiostoma floridae (Florida lancelet)
Lineage: Eukaryota; Metazoa; Chordata; Leptocardii; Amphioxiformes; Branchiostomatidae
Product: flavin reductase (NADPH)-like
Exons: 8
Coding region: 660-1328 (222 amino acids)
Source: RefSeq, a predicted model, not a curated record
GUCCACUAGGGUAGGGGUGAAAUCCUGGUGUCAUUUCAAUAUUCUGGGUGUAAAAUGUCAACCCAAGGAGGUUAAAAAUCAAGCUCCUUGGUCAACCUCACGCUUUAUUGUACCCAAACAAACGAGAUAAAUCUAAAUCUGAAUGGGAGGUAAAUUCGCAAGGUUUGCAAUGUAGCUAAACGUGCAGUAAGAGUUCGUUUGGUUUUCGACCGCUAGUUGGCAUUUCGAAAACCGACACUCCUGCCUUAUCCUUGGUAACAUCGCAAACGGUCACGUGUAUUGCAAUGAAAGGUUCAUUUAGUGGUUCCUCCCUGCAUGUGUCCUAGUUGUAAUGACAGUCCGAUUUGGAUUGAGUCAAUUGACUACAUUGUCAGCUUGACUCACCGAAACCUUUUGUUUGAGGUCACAGUCCACUUAUGUCACAGGGCACAAAGUUCAAGCAGUGACUCAAGUUCCUGAUCCCCCAAAACACGUGGAAUUGUAGGAACUGUGUGGAACAUCACGGGUCAUUGGUAUUUGCCAGAUAUCUGCUGAUAUUUGCAAGGUGCAACUGCAAGGUGAGAGUGAUUCUCAUCGUUUGUUAAUGUCCCAGAAGAUGUACAGGAAGUGAUAAUAUUCCCUACACGAGCUUUGAAAAGGCGACUCUGACCAUCUGCACGAUGAAAUUGGCAGUGUUUGGGGCGACUGGUCCUACAGGUGUUGAGGUUGUAAAGCAGGCCCUUGCGCUGGGCCAUGAUGUCACCGCACUGGUCAGGAACCCGGACAAGAUGAAAGAUCUGGUCCCUGAUAAGGACUUCAAGAUUGAGAAGAUCGACUUCUCCUCUCCCGAGUCGAUAGAACCACAUCUGCAGGACAAGGAUGUUGUCCUCUCCUGUCUGGGAAGUAAGAGCGCACCUUGGUCAGCAGUCACCUUUUACACAGACUCCAUGAAGGUGAUUGUUUCUGCCAUGAGGAAGAACAGCAUCAAACGGCUGGUCUGUGUGUCGUCCUGGUACCUCACUGACGACCCGUCAGACCCACCACCCUUUCUCUUGCGUUGGGUUUUCAAGCCUUUAUUUACUGGGCGAAUCUUCAAAAAUCUGGCGGAAAUGGAGCAGUACCUUCAUGGGUGCGAUGACAUCGACUUUACAGCCGUUAAGGCACCGCAUCUUCUGACAGGCCCUGUGACCGAAAUGGAGUUCCGGACUGAGGAAGGUGAGCAGGUACAUGACAGGGAGGGGAUGCGAGGGAUGUGCCGGGCAGAUGUGGCCAGGUUCAUGCUGUCAACGAUGUCGUCAGAGGAAUGGGUGAAGAAAUGCGUGGCUGUCAUUGCUGUUCCUAAGAAGUAGCGGAGUGUCUAUUAUCUGAUCCGCAUCAGGCCGAGUCAGGCAAGGUUAUAGCAAGUCGCCUGUCCUCUCAAAGAUAUGCCAAUGACACACCUGUCCGCCUGUAAGGAUGGGGAUGGACCAGGGAUGAUUGUGGGGAUAUGGGGGAAAUGGAGGACCAAACAUAGCGUAAAAUUCUUUAUUGAUACGUUCAUUACCGUGUAGCAAACAUGGACUUCCAACGCACAACUCAAUUUCAACUCACAAUAUAUGGAGGGUCACAGGGUAAAUGGGUUGUAUCAUUGGCAUGUUGACUUCAAAGCACCAUUGUAAUGGUAAUUGUGAAGCAUUUCAUUUCUAUAUUGAAUAUGGAAUUCUAAUGAAGAAUUAAGAAAAAGGAAACUUGUGCAAUUAUAAUACCGUUACUUCUGUAUGGAAUAUUGACUUCUGAUAUGCAUUUAGGCAAUCAACUAGUACAUGUAUCUGAUAAAAUAGCAGUAAAAGAAACAGAUGAUCCUACAUAUCAACUGUUCUAUAUUCCACCAUUUAAUACAUCACAAAUCUCCAUCAGACAGGAUCAAAGACGCACCAAGUCAUGGUCGAAUCUGGGUUCACUUUGGAAAGUCCACCUCUGCAAAAGAAAAUAAAAUCAAUGCCUAAAAGAGACGA